GCGCUCUCUGUUGUUGUUAUGUCGGUGUGCUGCCUUAAUACAAACGGUUAGACAAGUUUCUAAGAAAAAAAAAAUACAGAUUUUGAAUCAGUUCAGUAAAUACCUGUAAUAUCCUCGUCCUCACAGUCGUGACUGAGUUUUGAAGCGAGCAGGAAUAUCUGGAGGAGUUUAUCAUCUGAACUGAGAUCUGCUGCUGUGAAGAUGGAGUUUGUGAAAGAAGAGAGAGAAGAGAAUACGAGUGAACCAGAAACCAGCACAAUAAAACAUGAGGAACCAGAAAUAAAACACGAGGAAACAGAAACCUGGAGAAUAAAACACGAGGAAACGGAAACCUGCAGAAUAAAACACGGGGAAACAGAAAUAAAACACGAGGAACCAGAAUCUUUGAUAAUUAAACACGGGGAACCAGAAACCUGGAGAAUAAAACACAAGGAAACAGAAAUAAAACACGAGGAACAAGGAGAGUUCAUUGAAGGAAAAGAGGACAAUGAAGAAUCAAGUGAAGUUGAGGAGAAAAAUAAUGUCAAAACUGGUGGGAAAACUUUGACUUGCUCUCAAACCAAACAGAAAGAUUUAAAGAAAAAAAGAGUUAAGGUAUCUUUCACCUGCACUCAGUGUGGAAAGAGUUUCACAUGUAAAUCAAAUCUUAAGCAUCACAUGAGAGUUCAUACUGGAGAGAAACCAUUCACUUUCAAUCAGUGCAGGAAGAUUUUCAAACAAUCAUCAAACCUUAAGGAUCACAUGAACAUCCACACUGGAGAGAAAUCUUACAAGUGUUCACACUGUGACAAGAGAUUCAGUCAGUCAGCAGAUCUGAAAACACAUGAGAGGAUUCACAAUGGAGAGAAACCUUACAAGUGUUCACACUGUGACAAGAGAUUGAUUCAGUCAGGAAGUCUGAAAAAACAUGAGAGCACUCACACAGGAGAGAAACCUUACAAGUGUUCACACUGUGAAAAGAGAUUCUGUGUGUCAACAGAGCUGAAAACACAUGAGAGGAUUCACAAUGGAGAGAAACCUUACAAGUGUUCAAACUGUGACAAGAGAUUCAAUCAAUCAUCAAAUCUGAAAACACAUGAGAGGAUUCACAAUGGAGAGAAACCUUACAAGUGUUCACACUGUGACAAGAGAUUUAUUCAGUCAGGAAGUCUGAAAAAACAUGAGAGCACUCACACAGGAGAGAAACCUUACAAGUGUUCACACUGUGACAAGAGAUUCGGUGUGUCAUCAAGUCUGAAAACACAUGGGAGGAUCCACACUGGAGAGAAACCUUACAAGUGUUCACACUGUGACAAGAGAUUCGGUGUGUCAUCAAGUCUGAAAACACAUGGGAGGAUCCACACUGGAGAGAAACCUUACAAGUGUUCACACUGUGACAAGAGAUUCGGUGUGCCAUCAAAUCUGAAAACACAUGAGAGGAUCCACACUGGAGAGAAACCUUACAAGUGUUCACACUGUGACAAGAGAUUCUGUGAUUCAUCAAGUCUGAAAAGACAUGAGAGGAUUCACACAGGAAAGAAACCUUACAAGUGUUUAAUCUGUGACAGGAAAUUCAGUGAUUCAUCAAGUCUGAAAAAACAUGAGGGGAUUCACACUGGAGAGAAAGCUUACAAGUGUUCACACUGUGACAAGAGAUUCAGUCAUUCAUCAAAUCUGAAAAAACAUGAGAGGAUCCACACUGGAGAGAAACCUUAUAAGUGUUCAAACUGUGACAAGGGAUUCAGUGAUUCGACACAUCUGAAAAAACAUGAGAGGAUCCACACUGGAGAGAAACCUUACAAGUGUUCACACUGUGACAAGAGAUUCGGUGUGUCAUCAAGUCUGAAAACACAUGAGAGGAUCCACACUGGAGAGAAACCUUUCAAGUGUUCACACUGUGACAUGAGAUUCAGUCAGUCAGGAAAUCUGAAAAAACAUGAGAGCACUCACACAGGAGAGAAACCUUACAAGUGUUCACACUGUGACAAGAGAUUCGGUGAUUCAUCAAGUCUGAAAAGACAUGAGAGGAUUCACACAGGAAAGAAACCUUACAAGUGUUUAAUCUGUCACAGGAAAUUCAGUGAUUCAUCGAGUCUGAAAAAACAUGAGAGGAUUCACACUGGAGAGAAAGCACAUCACCGCAAUGUACGUGGGAAGCGUUCCAUUGAGUCAUCUGUUAUACACAAAAACCAACCACAGUAAGGCCCCGUACACGCAGAGACGCAUUUAGCUGUAUAUGUAAAUAUUUUGUAUGGUAUAUGCGUUUCGUCCAGACUGAUCCAGCAUUCGGGGGAAUGAAAACCCUAUUAAAUAAAAAAAAAAAAAACACGUUCCCAGAGUGGAUAAAUCUGAAAAUGACACCUUUGUGUUUUUCUGUACUGCCAAUCCAUAUGUUUUGUAAAACAAUGAUGUCAUCACCCCACGUCUUGACCAUAUUCAGACACCGCUACGUCAUUUAACACCAACAACAAUAGAGGACUACAUGUUUGUGCUCAUGCUGCAGAAGCUACUGAGCCUGUAAGCUUGACUUAACUUACUAGUAGAGCAGCACGAUAUUGGAAAACAUUUCACAUCGCAAUGAUUUUUCUGUUUAUUAGGAACACCAUAGUAAUACUGUGUUUGACCCCCUUUCGCCUUCAGAACUGCCUUAAUUCUACAUGGCAUUGA
Molecule: messenger RNA, 2646 nt
Organism: Carassius auratus (goldfish)
Lineage: Eukaryota; Metazoa; Chordata; Actinopteri; Cypriniformes; Cyprinidae
Product: zinc finger protein 271-like
Exons: 3
Coding region: 202-2181 (659 amino acids)
Source: RefSeq, a predicted model, not a curated record